This is a messenger RNA of Trichobilharzia regenti, 739 nucleotides long. NCBI's taxonomy places the organism in Eukaryota, Metazoa, Platyhelminthes, Trematoda, Strigeidida, Schistosomatidae. The record is from the annotation of a GenBank genome assembly.
AUGUCGAAACAGACAGACAGACAGACAGACUCCAGAUGUCAGUUGUCCAACAAUUCAGAUGGUUUGCAGUCUAUAUGCACUUCCACUGUGACUGGCACAAGUACUUCCGAUUCAAUCCGUUCAGUACAUGAUAAGGCUUCAAACAACCUUUGCUCUUCCGUGGCUCAAGUGACUAGUUCCAGCGUUGCUUCGGGAACACUGCUUACUGCUUCAUCAAGCAUAGAAAAUGUCUUUGCAGAAACUAAAUCACCUGGAAGUGAUGUGAAUAAUUUGUUUUCUCUUCCUCUUCGAUUGUCAACUGGUUUUGUUGGUGUUUCGCACAUUGAAAAUCCUGUGUUUCAUGAAUUUAUCAACGAGAAGUGUAAUAGACUACGAUAUCCUCCUCAGUUGGCUUUGGAAAUGUGGCAAUUGUAUUCAUCAUCGAAUUUGCCUGUGGUAUCGACCGACAAGCCUCCUAUUUCGUGUGGUCAAUAUAAAAGUUCAUCCUGCGGCACUCAACAACCGGAUCGUGGGUGCUUGAAAACAGAUGAUAGUCAUUUCAGUUGCAUAACAAAAGUCGCCUUCGUACGAAAGCUCAAAUGCGUGAAGUAAGCACGAUAAAGGAGAGAACAUCAGAGAAGAUUAAGUUAGAAAAUUGUAACAAUAAGUGUAGGCAAUCAGAAGGCUGUUUAUCAGACAAAGAAAAUACCAAUGUAUCAAAUUCUGAGGUGGUAAUCGUGUCUCUUACAUUCUGCUGAUU